This is a messenger RNA of Xenia sp. Carnegie-2017, 4988 nucleotides long. Its product is annotated as kinesin-like protein KIF14. Gene Ontology annotation, molecular function: microtubule motor activity; microtubule binding; ATP binding. The record is from RefSeq and is a predicted model, not a curated record. Gene Ontology annotation, biological process: mitotic spindle organization; microtubule-based movement. Lineage: Eukaryota; Metazoa; Cnidaria; Anthozoa; Malacalcyonacea; Xeniidae. The annotation marks the transcript as partial. The transcript is spliced from 38 exons.
UAUUUUGAUACAAAACACUUUGCAAUUAAUGGCAGAUUUAAAAAUCAACAAGCUGAUGUCGAUGCAGCUAUUAGCCAAAGUACAAAUAAUGAUAAAAAUAUCAGCAAACAGGAUGUCUCAUAUACACCUACGAAAUCUAAUGCAACGAAAUUCCUGACAAAUAUACCUGCAAGGGGUACCGAUGAAGGAAAAGAAAGAAAAAAUGAGUUUAAGUUAACAAGAAAUCACACGUCAAUAGAAAGUGUAAACUAUUCAUCAACGUCCGAAUACAGCGAGACAAUAAAUAAGAUAGAAAACGUGACGGACGUAGGACUGGAUGAAGAACAAUCCUGUAUUACUGUUGCUGUGCGUGUUAGACCAUUUAAUUUGAGGGAGAUACAGUCCAGCAAUACUCAACUAUGUUUGUGUGUAAAGGAAAACACUAUGUUGACAUGCGGUCCUGGAUUAAAACACAGCUUUACUUAUGAUCAUUGUUUCUGGUCACAUGACACAAAUUGUGAAAACUUUGCGACUCAGGAGUUUGUGUACAAAAAAAUUGGCAAACCUUUGCUGGAGAAUGCUUUUCAUGGAUAUAACACUUGUCUUUUUGCCUAUGGGCAAACGGGAUCAGGAAAGUCAUAUAGCAUGAUGGGGUUAAAUCACAAGGAGCAAGCUGGCAUUGUUCCAAGAUUUUGUGAAGAUCUGUUUGAAAGACUCAAGUCUCUCCCACAGGUGAUUUUUUCGGUAGAAAUAAGCUAUUUUGAGAUAUACAAUGAAAAAAUUCACGACUUGUUAGAUUAUCCCAAAGGAAAAGAUGAAAAAAGAACACAAUUACGUGUUAGAGAACAUCCAGAUUUAGGACCUUAUGUUCAAGAUUUGUCAACUUACAUAGUGAGCAGCUAUGCUGACGUUAAGUCGUGGUUAGCAGUUGGCAAUAAAAGUCGUGCUACGGCCGCAACGGGUAUGAACGAAAAAAGCAGUCGUUCACAUUCAGUAUUUACAAUUGUCCUUACACAGACCAAGACUGAGGUGCUGGAUGGCACGGAGACACAGAUGUCGAAAACAAGUAAAAUCAACUUAAUCGAUCUUGCUGGCAGUGAAAGAGCAAGUACAGCUUUAAAUGAUGAAAUUAUCAACUCUAAACAAACAUAUGAUCUUCGGCUUAAGGAAGGAGGUAGUAUCAAUAGAUCUCUUCAUACUUUGGGUAAAGUUAUUUCAGUGCUGUCAAGUCAAGAAAAAAGCGUAAAAAAGAAGAAAGUCCACAUUCCCUAUAGAGAUUCUAUUCUUACAUGGUUGUUAAAGGAUAGUCUUGGUGGUAAUUCUAAGACUGCUAUGAUUGCUACAGUUAGUCCUUCAAUAACUCAUUAUGAAGAAACACUUAGCACAUUGAGAUAUGCAAGUCAAACGAGAAAUAUCGUUAACAGAGCACGUGUGAACGAGGACCCUAAUGCAAAGUUGAUACGAGAACUUUUGGCAGAGAUCGAGCGUCUCAAGGAGUCAUCUAUUUCCUCUGAACAGGAAGUAGACAAUAGUUUAAAUGAUGAGAUCAUGAUGUUACGAGAAAAACUUCGGGAGACAACUGCUCUUCUUGCUGAAUCCACGAAAAAUUGGCAGGAGAAGUUAGAGUUAUCGGAAAAACGAAAAGUUGAAGAGGCAGAAAAAUUAAAGCAAGCGGGAAUUUCUUUUAAAGUGGACAACAAACUUCCUAAUCUCGUGAAUUUAAACGAAGAUCCUCAACUUUCUGAAAUGCUACUCUAUAUGUUAAAGGAAGGAGAAACAAGUGUUGGUCGCCGUCAAAGUGAUUUGGGUGUUACUGAUCACGAUAUUCAAUUAAAUGGCGUUUUAGUCGCCGAGAAUCAUUGCACGAUUCGUAAUGAAGGGAAAGCAUUUCGCCUUUCUUUCGUAGAUGACGCUCCAACAUACGUUAAUGGUUGCCAGCUGUUUAAAGAGACUGUUCUUCAUCAUGGAGAUCGUUUAGUCAUCGGUGGCGAUCAUUAUUUUCGGUUCAACCAUCCAAUGGAAGUGCAGAAGCGAAAACAAGAAAACAUCAGCGAAAAAGGAGAAAACAUGAACAUAAAGGAUUUUGAGUUUGCCAGAAAUGAACUGGCUGAAGCUCAAAAUGCCAGACUACAAGCUGAGUUGGAAGAAGCGAGAAUCAAAGCGAAAGAAGAGAUAAUGGUUGAGAUACAAGUAGCAAAGGAGACGGCCCAACAUGAACUGAAUGAACAAAAGGAAUGCUAUGAAAAACGUUUGAAUGAAUUGCAAAACAGCUUGAACGAAGUUGGCGCUGAGAAAACGGAGAUUGAGAAAUCGCACCAGAGUGCUGAAGAUAAAAUAAAUAAAUUACAAGCUCAUAAAAUGCUUCUUGAACAAGAGAUAUUGAAGAACAGAAAGAAAUUGCAAAUGGAAGCUCUAGCCGCUAAACAAGCUCUCGAAGAGACCAAAAUGAAUCAGGUUCGUAUCAUUUCGGAAUUAGAAAAAGAAAAGAGGAAGAUUCGCGAAGAUGUGGAAAAACUGAAGAAUGCUAAGACAGCACGAGAAGAACGAAAAAUGAGUAUUGUAUCAAAAGAUGAAAGAGGAAACAGCGAAUUAUUGAGGAUUUCAGUUAUGUUGAGAGAGGCAAACAAAAUCAGCGAAAGUCUAAAGAAAAAUUUGACAUUCAGUCGUGAUGAUAUCUUGUUCAACGAUAAGAUGGAAGUAAAGAUUCGUCUAAAUAACACAAAACUUGGCAUUACAACUGUUUGGUCUCUCCAGAAGUUUGAAGCGAAACUGAUACAAAUGAGAGAAACAUACCAGCAAUGUGAGUCAGACAGCGUCAGUGGUGAUGAAGAUCCGUUCAACGAUCCUUCAGAUCAAUGGGAAAAAGAUUUUAGAUUGGAAUCGCCUUCAAAAAACAUACGAAUGAGCAGACGUGAAACCCUGGAUUUAGUUUCGAAACUGAAAAGUUCUCUAGCAUCUCCUCUUUCGUCAAAGGGAAGUCAAUCUGUACUUUGUGGUGUCUCACCUCGAGCAAGAUUGUUGGUGAAUAAUGCUGUUAACAGGCAACAAGAAAAAGCUAAACGUUUGUUGGCAAAAUUUAAUAAAACGGAGUCGGUAUCAAAUGAAGAAACACAAGAAACGUCAAGUGACGAGAAUUUUCUCUUUGGCCAACGAAAUAUUUCAUCUGUUCCUGCAAUAUGCAGAGUUAUGAUGUCUAAUUUAAUUUCAAAAAUAGAAGAUUCAGCCAAUGAUGCACCUAUUCACGAACGAAUCAUCAUAAGUAUACAAGAAAUCUGUUCAUCUACAUCUACUCUACGCGAGGCAUACAAAAGCGACCAUAGCGAGAAGGUACCUAUCAGAGAAUCUGAAGCUGUGCGAAGUCAUGCAAUAAAGAUUGUGACGUCUCUUGAUCGUCUUUUGGAACAGUCGCGUUCAUGGAAAAUCCAGCUAGAUGUCGGUGGCUCAGAAAAGUUAGGGGAUAUGUCUUCAAGAUUGUUAGAUUCAGUUAGAAGAGUUGCUGCUCAUUUAUCAAAGUUUCUGAUGGGCUGCGAUGGUGAUAUGGUCUCUUUGUUAGAAGAAUCAGAAGAAAAGAUUAAAGCUAGCCUUGCUGUACUAGUCAAACAGGUGUCAAAGCUUGUUGUUAUUUCUCCCGAUCGGUUGGUGGAGGAUAACCUGUUUGAAGAAUUUGAGCUGCAAGCAUUCUGUGCAGGCUCCUUCGUUGAAGGUCAGAAUCUUGCUCUUCGUGAUACAUUACAAGAUUGUAAUAAAGCGGUGAAGGAUUCCCUUACCAAUAUGCAAAAACUUAUUCUUACAAGCGUGAAUGAGGUUGAAAAGGAAAUCCGAGAUGACGCAACUAGAUUGUUGAAAUCUCUUUUCAAUUUCAUCCGAAAUAUUCAGGAUAUACAGAAAACCUUAUCCUUGGUCAAUGAAUCGUCGUCCGUCCGCAGUAUUUCUGGAAGGCGAGUUUGUAGUUGUCAUGAGGUCGUCGACGGUCUUAGGUCAGUUACUGACGACAGUCAACGACUUACAACUACUGUUUGUGGACUGAAAAUAGACAAACCAAAAUUACUUAAUGCGGUUAUAGAAUGCUCAACUAAGCUUAAAGCAUCAGUUAGGGAUAUUAUAGAACACAUGCAGAACAUAGUGGAACAUGAUACUACGACAUGUGAUUAUCGUGAGCGAUCUCCGACGCCUUUACGUAACGAAUCAUCAAAUGAGGAGGGAAUAAACGUAGCGAGCAAAAGAUCUAUGGACAUAUCGCAGCUAUUUUCAUUGCAAGAAAAAUUACACGUUAAAGCGAAAAAUGUUCGAUUAACGUCACGUGAUCUUACACAGACUUUGACAAAAUAUUCUUUCUUAAAUGAUGAAAGCACCAUGGAAAGUCGACGUGCUUAUACUCCUGCUGGUAGCUCUGUUUGUAGUAGAGUUGGCAAAGGUCUCAGUGAUAGAACUAAUUCUCUUGUUUCUCAAAAACGAUUAGCUCGGAAUGAACUAAUACAACCGCAAACCUUUCUAUGCAGUCCAAGAGAAGGAGAAAAUACCUUAUUUCGGUCGAAAGAGUCGCCAUUGUAGCACACAAAGAAUUUUUACCAUAAUGUUAGAAUUUUUCAUGUAUAGAAUAUUAUAUAAAAUAAUAAUUAGCAUUUUUUACAACUCAUUUCUCCUUUCACUUUCCAUCCCCACCUCACCCUCUGUGUGAACUGUUAUCGUUGAAUGGAACCUUGUUAGCGUUCAAGUUUGUAUCAAACUACUCUCAGUGGUUACCAUUUAUUUAGAAAUCUAUUGUUUUUCAAUAAGAGAAUACAUAAAAAUUGAUGGACAUUGUACUCCAUUAUUGGUUGUAAUCAGAAGAUCCAUUUGCGUGGGAUUUAUCUACUUACACAUAAAGACAUGGAGUUACUGAUUUAUCAUUAUGUUAAAAGAAAAUACACAAAAAAUUGUUAUAAGGUCAAUAACAGUUAUCUGUACUCAAUCUGUAACUAGUUUAUUUGUUUGUGAUAAAGACAGAGAACUAUUCUUUUUUUGUUCAA